Vicia villosa (hairy vetch) is the source of this 816-nucleotide messenger RNA. Its product is annotated as LRR receptor-like serine/threonine-protein kinase FLS2. NCBI's taxonomy places the organism in Eukaryota, Viridiplantae, Streptophyta, Magnoliopsida, Fabales, Fabaceae. The transcript is spliced from 3 exons. The coding region runs from base 1 to 816 and encodes 271 amino acids. Gene Ontology annotation, molecular function: protein binding. The record is from RefSeq and is a predicted model, not a curated record.
AUGUGUAAACCAUACUCAAAUUGGCUCUGCAUUCUCUCUGCCUCACUCUAUUAUUUCUUCUUCACCUGCUUAGUUAUGAGUACUAAAAAAAACAUCACCACAGAUGAAUUUGCACUUCUUUCAUUCAAAUCAUCUAUCACCUUAGACCCUUAUCAUAUGCUUAGUAAUUGGUCAAUCUCCUCUAAUUCUUCUUUUUUAUCUUCAUGCAAUUGGGUUGGUGUUACUUGUGAUGAACAUCAUGGAAGAGUAAAAACAUUGAAUCUCAGUAACAUGGGCCUUCAAGGCACCAUUUCUCCUCAACUUGGAAAUCUCUCUUUCCUAGUUGUUCUUGAUCUACAAGGCAAUAGUUUCCACGGUGACAUUCCACAUGCUAUUGGUCAACUUCGAAGGUUAAGGAUUUUGGAUAUUCGAGAUAACGGGUUUACAGGAGAAAUUCCCAAAGGAAUUAUUGAUCUUACACAAUUGAGAACUGUGAACCUUGAAUAUAAUAUCCUGACAGGCAACAUAUUAUUUAUGUUCAAAAACUCAUCUUCGUUGCAAAAUUUGAAUCUUGGUUUUAAUAAUCUGUCUGGCAAUCUUCCAUCAAAUCUUUGUCAAGGGAUUCCAAACCUUAAAUUACUAUAUCUCUUUGCUAAUGAUCUUUCUGGAAAGAUGCCAAAGGUUUGGCAUUAUUGCAAAGAGUUGGAAGAUUUAGAGCUAUCUUAUAAUAAUUUUGGCAAAGGACCUUUGCCAGCUGACAUUGGAAACUUGACCAAGCUUCAAUAUUUGUUUCUUGCUAAGAACAACUUGGAGGGUAAGAUUCUUUUCACCAUUUAA